AUGGUGCUGUUGGCCGUAUUCAUGUCGAUGGGCGCCCUGGUGCUGGGGAACCUCCUCCUCCUUUUCGUCGAGAACCAGGAGGCGAACCUCGAAGAUCGACGCUGGGUUUGGUCGCAUUAUGGCACUGCCUACCGUGCAACAUACACGCUCUAUGAGGCCCUCGCAAAUAUCGUGGUGAUGGAACUCCUCGCCUGCAAACACUUUGCCAAUUUCAUGGAGGAAUUUGUCGCAUGCAACACCCGCGCCAAGUUCGUGGCGAUACCUACCCAUGUCUCAUCGAAGUACCCGAAGUCUUUUGACAUUGACAUUGAGAAGCAAUUCCAUCUGCAACUCGCGGAUGAAGCACCCCUUGUGCUGCCCCCUUUCCACGGGGUUGGCCGGAUGCUGUCCGACACAACCUACAACAUGUUGGACAAUGGAGAAGUACAUGUUGUCGUGCAGCCUGGAAACUUUGUGCGCGCAGCCAGGAUGCCCGUUUCUCAGAAUCACGUUGGUCUUGAGGAAGGGAUCGCGGCUCAGUUUCUGAAAACUGGCCCGGAGCCACUUGGAGGCGACGCGCUCAGGCCUCAGCUGGCAUCGCGGCGCCCUCGGGUUCAAAGGCGCUCAGCUUCCUUUGCGCUUUUGUUGAUGUGUCUGAUAUGCACCGCCACCCACCAUGACAGUCUUGCUGCCUCUUGCUGGGUUCGAGCCGGUGACUUUAAUCCGCUUCGCGGUGUUCGCAUAGGAGAAGCUGCCCACCCGGGUCCUGCAGGCUCCCAUGUGACUGAAAACAAACGAAAGGAGGCUCUGGGCUCUUCUGACGACCAGAGUCUGGCUCACUCUCUUCUGCAGGUCCUGCAGUCUUUUCGCUCUUCCAAGCAGGAUCGAUGUUCCUCCUGGGCUUCUCCUGGCACCGAAUUCUCGGGGCAUGAAAACAAGGGAAAGGGGAAGGGUCAGGACAAUCGGUCGCCUUCGCUGGCUAAUCGUCUCACGCAGGUGAUUCAGUCGGCCAUCGAUGCUCAAUGGCCGGAUGACAAGCUGGCUGACAGGCUGCUCCAAAAGCUCCAGCCAUGGGUUGGAGCUUCGCUGGAGGCUCCCCCUCCUCAGGUCCGUCUGCUUUCGGUUGGACAACUCAGACGCGCCCUCACGGAGGGUACGGAGAUUCCGGGAAAUGUGAUUGUUUGCAGGGAUUCCGAAGUUAAGUCUGAGGUUCAGGCGCUGGUUGAUGCUUUCAGCGUUGAAUGCCCACUGGCCUUUGCUUGCGUCACCGACGCUGCCAAGUUGCUUCCUACGGUUUCUGUCUGGUGGAAUAGGGGUAAGGAGGCCUCGGUGAAGCCCUCUCGAGUCAAGCUUCAAGUCAGUCAGAUGACCAAGGCUGUGAGUCCUGAUAUUCGAGCCCCCAUCUCCAUCCAGUUCAGAUCCCCCAAAGGUCCCAGAAUGUGCACGCUUCGUGUCACCGCCCCGGCCGCUUACAGAAGGGUUUUUCUGGAUCGCGACACUUCGGACAACCCCCAGAUCGUUGUCGGGGAAUUGACCAAACUGAUUGGAUGCAAGGCUUCCGCCCUCACUGGGGGCCGCUGGCAGCUGUCUCAUGACAAAGAAGGGCCGGUGCUCACGGCCCACCUCAGGCUUCCUGAGGAAACGGCCACUAAGGUCACUAAGGUGAGUGGUAGGCGUGGGAUCUUCUCUUUGAUCCUGGUCAAAACCGAAGAACGUGCUCGGGUUGUCUGGGUCCCUCGCCCGAACAACACGGGCAAUGAGGAGUACUUUCGCUAUGCCACUGCUGAGGCCGAGCGACAGUCCAAAACUCUGUCAUUCAGAAUGGGCGGAAAAGAGGACCUUGGCAUCACGGAUGGGGAUGAAAACACUUUUCCCAAAGUGCAAAGGCCUCGGGUGUGGGAGGCCUGUGACGUUCCACGUGGGUGGUGCCAGGAGGACGUUGUCGCCUUCUUCUUGAACGCCAACUGGCAAAUGCCUGAGGUCAUUACUCGUAGAAAGCCCAAAGGUCGCGCAAAGGCCGUAUGGAUUGUCAAAGCUCUGGCUCCGCCUGACACCGCAGGUCCAUACUGCUAUGAAGACUUCGACCAAGGUACUUGUAUCUCCAUCUUGCCCGAGGCCCCCCGCUCCAAACCUGUGGUUGAGGCCGAAGUGGUGCUUGGGCCUAAGAAGCUGUGGGUCGAACCUGUCAACAAAAGAAGGAAGGGACAGUCGGACACUGUCCCUCCCACGCUUGUCGAUGUGCCAUCGGAAUCGGAAUCUGAUGAUGCGGCUCCGGCAGGGUCGGACGAGGAGGGAGGGAACGCUCGGUCAGUCGCUUCGUGCGUCGCCCACCAGAAAGACAAGCAACUUUCUCAUGACGAAAUCAUUCGUGAAGCUGCUACUUUGCGACUCCUGACGGUCGCUCACUUAACCAAGCACAGAGCUCGCUUUCAGAAUGUGUGGGCGCCUGAUACCGCCCCGUCUGAAGAGACGCUGGCUGUUGAGGAGUGGACUCAGCACGAGAAGCAGUACUGGGCUGGGGAGGUUCCCCCCGCUGACUUCGAGGCCUUUCUGCGGCUUCUCGCUAAACGCGAGACGUAUGCCUGUGGGUUCUCCCUGGCUGCUCUCUCAGAAAGGAACUCCGUGGCGCGGGAAAGAGUCGUGCUUCCGGCCAUCUCACUCUCCCCUCAGCCACCCUGCCAAGGUACGCGGAGGAAUCCGGUUCCUCUCUUCGGCACCGGCCCGGGGCUGGCGCAAGAUUCGGUGGUGCCGGCCUCUGCCCAGAAACCAGCGUGUGACUCGGGCUUGGAGAAUGCCUCUUCCGUCAUGAAUCUGACUUUCAUGAAUAGCCCUCUUCGGCUCCCACUCUCGGGCCCUCUGACUCUCGGGUCCUCUUCUGGAAAUGCGAUGUUCCGGGGUGCGGGUUCUCGGUGUGGCGGCAUGGCCUGGUUCGAGGCCAUCAUGAGGCGCGCGAAACAGGACAGCAACAGCAACUCGGCUGGCUCUUCCCAUCCUCCGCAGGCAAUGGGUGGGUUGCCGGUGUACAAGGCUGACGCCCUCGACACUCGUGUGUGGUGGCCUUGCAACCUGUGUGAGUAUGAAAUCAAGUUUGCUGAUUUUCCUCAGGAUCCCAAUCGCAUGUAUCGGGCUCGCGUUCGACAUCUCAAGCAAGUUCACGGCAUCGCCAAACCGCCUUGCCUUAAGAAAGGCCUGAGCAACAAGGCCACGGUUCCCAAUCGAGUGAAUGAGGCCUCUGAAUCCUACGAAGCCCGCUGGAAGGCUGUUUGGCAGCUCUACCAGGCUAAGCGAUGGAAGGGAAGUCAUGACAUUGCUUGUGAAGUUCACACGUGGAGGGAGUACCAGCGCCCCAGCGGACACAUGUGGUGCCGACCCUACCAUGAGUGCCGUGCGUGCAAGGUUCUUUUAUCCCGCGAUGCUCUUAUCACUAGCGUUUGCUCUCAGAAUCGUGGCCGGGCACCGGAGCUUAGUCGAAGAAAGGCCAUCUGGAAAGACUGCCGCAAGGCUGGAAAAGCCGCUGUCAAGGUUGCGCAGGGGACCUCCCCUGCCCGUCGCGGCCUCAGAGCCGUUCGCGUGGGCGAAGCGACCCACCCAGGGAUGGCAAAUGUUGGUUGUCCCCGCGCCCUCCUCCAGGGUGCGCCCUGGAUCUUGGGCUUGGACGGCAACGUUUCCAUGACCUCCGGUCACUGGGCCUCGGCCAUGGCUUUGAGCGGGGGCAUUCUCAGGGCGGUCGCUCGCCACAAUCGGGGUUCAGUUCCCAUUGAUGGCAUCUGGUCAUCCGAGAAUUCUCCUGUGGUCAUCGGUAGCUCUGCCGAGCGCCAGGCGGGGGGUGGUGAUCAUUCCAUUGCCCAGGCCUCUUUCUGCUUCCGGGUUCCUGCGGUGGGCACGGAGUGGAGACUCUCACGCACUGCCAACACGGCGUCGGAGUGUGGGCCUGGCAACGCCCCCAGUUGGACAGAAGUUGCAUGCGAUGCAGAAGCGUGGACUGCCUCUUUGCAAAAUGUCGAUCAGGCGUGGACUCAAUGGUGCAAGGACGCUGAGACAUGGCUCGGUGCAUCUGAGGUCGUUGACAAUUCCACUUCUGAAAGGCCACUUGGUUCCCGCCCAUCGCUCAGAACUGGUAACCAUAAAGUUGCGUGCAGGGAAGGGUGUGAGGAGCGCAAGCUUCGCAGGGCCAUCCGUAGGCUUCAGGAGGCCAGAUGCUUACAGUUCCGAGGCAGAUUCGUUCCGGACACUUUGCGCAGCGCUCUCCUGCGCUCCGCCUUGGCCCCUGCUGAGAGUGCGGCUGUUCACGGGCAGCGAUACGGGCUCGCUCUGUCUUUAGCCAAUCAACGCCUCCAAGGCUUGCUUCAGGGCAAACAGAAGAAAGCCCUUGAGAAAUGGUACCAAGACAUCCACACCACCCGCGGCGCGUGUCGCUGGUUGCGGCGGGAAGAGGCAACCCCGCUUCUCUUAGCCGAUGAGGGGGGGGAAGUUCUCACGCAGCCUGCCACGGCCCUGCCGGCUCUUGCUGACUUCUGGGGCCGCACCUUUGGGUGUACGACCGACACGACGGGCCAGGACGAGGCCUCCCAGAUGAGGCAGGGCAAAAUUGCCUCGUUGGGCGAUGUUCGCCCGGUUGCUGUCGGCCCCAUAGUUUACCGGCUGUGGGCGAGACUUCGCCUGCAGGCCGUCCGGGAUGCUCUCUCCACGUGUCUCCUCCACACUCAAGGGGGCGGGGUUCGUGGGCAGGAUGCUCAAACUCUUGUGCUCUCUCUGCAUCUGGACUUUCCCCAAGACGUGUGGGAGUAUGGGGUCAUGCUUGACUAUAGCAAGGCCUUUGAUAGCACGGACUGGAGCCUGUGUGUUUCUUUGCUCCGCCGCAUUCACAUGCCUGAGGCCAUUGUUGCACUCAUCGAGUAUCAGUGGCGUAACCAUCUCCGUUGGCUCUCGUUUGGCGGGGCGGUGCAUCGAACUCCGCUGAAGGGAUGCAAGGGUAUACCCCAGGGUGACCCCUGGGCCCCCGUGGUCUUGGCCCUCCUCCUCUCUCUCCCCGCCAUGCAGGUGCGAUCUCAGGUUCCCGACGCAGAUUCUCUGUUGUACGUGGACGAUAGGUCUGUUGUUGCCAAAACUAGAGAUGCUUUGCUUAGGGCUGUGGACUGCUGGCGAUCUCUUGAGGAGGUCACUCGGCUUCGCACCAACCAUGACAAAACUCAGUUCUUCGUUCGCUCUCGCAGGGCUUUGAAUGAGUGCCGUAAGCAUGGAGUGCAAGUCGCUGAGUCGGCUGAAAUGUUGGGGGUCACGGUUGGCAUCCCGCAUCGCCAGCGCUCUGCUGAGGAAGAGGCUCGUUGUGCUAAGGCGGGCCUUCUGGCAAGGAGAUUGGCUCAUCUCCCGCUGUCUCUGAAAACCAAGGCUUUCUUGGCUGCCAUCACAUUCGCUCCUAAGGCCGCUUGGGGGGCCGUGAUUGGGGGCUUGCCUCUUACGCAGAAGGUUCGCUCGCGCUUUGCUGCUGACUUUCGGUUGGCUGUGAUUCCACGGGGCGCUGGGGGCGAUAGGUCUAGCAGAGAGCUUCAGAGAGUUCUGUUGUUGAGUCACCGCUCCGACCUCAGUCUCAUGUCUUUGCAGAGCACCGUUGGUGCACUGAGCAGAUGGGCUGCUCUUAAGGUCCAACAUGGCUCGGACCCCACGCAGGUUCGCUUGGAGCGCACCCCGUUGGGUAGUGCCAUCGCUAAGGAGUUCUCUCGCUUUGGCUGGGCGCUUCGUGCUCGUCGUUGGGGCGUGUUCGGGGACGAUGCCUAUCGGGUUUGGGACGUCAGGGCCUCCCGGGCCCUCCAGGAUAAGGCCGCCCACUUGCUUCGGGACUCUUGGCGGGUCUUGGAGCUGAAGGCUUGGCUUGCCCAUAGGACGCGUCGUGACAGCGCGGUUGCUCGUGCUGCGGGGCUUCGGGUCGGACCGACCUUAGUGCGUCGGCUUCGCGCCUUGGCCCAGAAUCAAACGGGGGACGGCAUCGCUGUGAUGUGUGGCGGUGCUUCGACUGAUGCGAAAUGGACUCCUUCCGGGCCCAUCUUCCAUGAGCUUCUCACGUCUGCCUUUGCUUCGGUGAAGGCAGGCGGAGCUAAGGUGGUGGAAACUCCAAGUCCUUCUUUCUGGACGCCCGUUAUGGACAAGGUGAGCCAUGUGUACGUGAUUUUUUUCGUCGUGUACAUCACGAGCGUCCUUGUGUACUACCUCCUCGUGGUGGUGGUUGCAUUUGCUGCUGCUGUUGCUUUGCUUGCCUGGUCGGGGCCCUACGAGUCUCAGGCCUGCGUGGUGCUAGAGGACUGGGAUGCUGCUGGAGGAGUUCGCCGCUUCGAACUGCCUCAGCCCGAGACACCGCAGCCAUCCAACAAAGCUGUCUUGUUCUCCGACGCCUCUGACACACAGGAGGGAAGCGAAGAACCUUCCCUUUCUAGCGCCCUGCUGGAGUUUCUGGCUCACUGGCAGAAUAAAACUAAGGACACUCUUUUGAAAUCUAAUGCUAGAGCUGAAACUGUUGGAAGCCCUGCGGCCGGCUCUGCGACUGGCCCGAUUAGCCUCAAUGCCAGUGAAUGGACCAAGGCAAUCAAACUCAUCUCAAAAGCAACAGUUACCAAAGCUGUGCAAGAGGGAGGUGAGAUCGACGGAAACGUCGUUGUCGUCAAGUCUGAAGCUGAAGCACAGGAGUUGAAAGCCCUGUGGAAUGCCGCUUCCAGGUAUGACCCUCUGACUGUUCUGCUCCUAGUUGCUGACUGCAAGGCCUUAGGCGGUUACAAUACCAAGGUCAGUGUCAAACGUGGUGCAGGUCCCGUCGUGGUUCAAGACGUAACAGUCAUUGUCCUGGGAGAUACACACGCGGUAGCCAAGUUUGCGCCGCCUGCUAAGGUCACCGUCCGUAUCUCAGCUCCAUAUCACUACCGAGUCCUAUUCCGAAACGAAGACGGUUGGGACCAAGUGAAAGACGUGUUAGCUGAAAUCGGGAAGUGGAAAAUAUGCCAGAUAUCCCAGCUCACCGGCGGCAGCUGGAGAUGGUCGACCACUAAGGAUGGCCAUCAGUUGGUUGGACACCUCAGAGUGACGCAAAAGUUGGCCGAUGCUCUUGUACGUAAAAGUGGAGAACGGGGCAUCAUGAUUACCUUGACUAAUGUCACUGACAGGCCUGAAGAAAUCGUGCACUGGGUCCCCAAAAAAGAUUCAGACGACGAAACUUACUUUCGUGCUGCUGCUGCUGCUGCAGCCGCUAAAGGUCAAGGCCUCAAGUACCGUAUCGGCAAGGGUAGCGACCUUGGUUUCGUUGUUGAUGGCACCCCUGAACCCCGUGCCCUGACGGUCCAAGCUCAAGGCAUCCCCAAAUCCUGGGAAGGCUCCGAAGUCACCGGGUUCUUUGAGGCUCAGGGUUGGAAGGAGGUCUUUUGCAUUGCUAGGAAAAGACAUGGAAAGAAAGAUAUUCGCUGGAUUUUCAAAGGCUUUCCUCCGCUGGGUGGCGCUGACUCAGCCACUUCUGUGGUUUGGCAGUACUGUGACAAGGAUGACCCUCGUUUGCAUAUCCAUGUCUCCAAAGUCAGGGGUCCUCCGAAAAAGUUCUUCCUGAAUGAUACCAAAAGCAAGCCAAGCGAAAACAAAGAAGAUGUCAUGAAUGUUGACGAGGAGACCAGCCUCUUAGAGGGUGAAGCUGGUCAAACUCGUGAAGCUGGCACUGACGCUGCUAACGACACCAGUCCCGCCUUCCCUGAAGCUGAUGAAGUUGCACAGGCUAUGAGAGAGGGAUGGGUCGAGGUCAAUCAAAAAGGCAAUGGAGACUGCGCCUUCCGCUCUAUCGCUGCUGCCAGGGAGUACGCUGCCAACAACAAGCUGCUCACUGAAACUGAAAGCAAAAACAAAGGGGCUAUGGUUCGUGUUGAUGCCAUCUCGCACUUGAGGAGACAUAUUGACAGAUACCUGCCCAACUUUGCCCCGGAUAAGCCCAUCUCCCCCGAAAGCCCUGCUGUUCAACCUGAGGUUGCUAAGAACAACUUCGGCACGUGGCUCACGCAAAUGGAAUCCCCUCAAGCUUGGGCCGACGGCCUCGUGCUUUUAGCCUGCGCUGUUAGAUAUGGCCAACCUAUUGUUGUGUGGUAUUUCAACCAAGAAGGCAAACACUGGAAACGCGCAUACUUCAAGGUGCCGCCCCCAGAAGCGGAGAGGAAUGCAAAGACCGUCCCGGGCUUAGUAGUGUUAGAAAAGCGCUUGGUCAAGCUUUGCUUAAAAAGCGUAAAGAAGCGAGAGGAUGGAGCUGUCCUAUUUGUCAAAAAGGCCUUCCGGCCAUGUCCACUUUUGACAGGCUUUGUGCUAUUGCACAACAUUGCAAAGAUGAGCACCCUGAGGCCGGUCUAUGGCCGGCCUCACUACAGAAUUGGCGAAGCUAAGAACCCUGGGCCUCAUGCACAGGCAAGUUUGUGUGGCAUCAGCAUCCUCUCACUCAACGUGGGUGGGGCCCCAGGUUGCUGGAGAGCUUUGGCUGAGGACUUCUUUGAUGCUGACGUCGUCUGUUUGCAGGAAGCCUCUCUUUCUAGGUCUGAGUUUGGUGGUUUUGCCCGUCAAGCUAAGAAAAAAGACUACUCUACCUUCCAAUGCGCUGCUCCCGCUGAGCAAGGGCGGUGGGGUGGGGUGGUCACUCUCGUUCGCAAAACGGUUCGCCAUGGUGCUGUCGUCACGGACAGCAGAAGAGGGGUGCAAAUGUUGGGUGUCUGGCUUCCUGAUGCCUUUCUUCUAAACGCCUACGUUGCUCCGGGCAACGAGCAGGUGGGGGCCGAGAUGCUUGGCUCUCUCUUCGCUGCUCAUGCUUUGGAUAAGCAGGAAUGGUUGCUCACUGGUGACUGGAACCAAGAACCUGAAGACAAUGUUUUGGGUCCUCUUUGUUUUGCCAAAGGCGGCUGGUUGGUAGGCGCUGCGCACAGGUGGACCAGUAAGAAGCGCAUUGACUGGGCUGCCAGCACUAUCUCUCCCAUGAGACUCUCCUUCCAAGGUGCUGAAACUAGGCGUGCCGUGUCGGACCACCCUGGCUUCUGGCUCAGACUGACCGAUAAGGUGCAGACUCCUAGACGUGGGCGCCUUAAACCAGCGCCAACCUGGCACAAGCCCAGCUUUCUCAGUGGCCAGCAGUGGACCCAAGCUCUGAGUGAAGCCUGGGACAGGGUGGUAAAGAAAACUAAGGACUAUGCAGACAUGAGGAAUCAGCUUAAGAAUGAAAGCCCCUUUUCUGUGCAAGACAGCUGGGACUGCUUCAUGAGCUGCAUGCGAAUCUGCUUUGUCGAAGCCUUGUAUAAACUUGGCCAAGUUUGUAUCGACCCUGAGCAAACUGAAGAGAUCAAGCGUUUGUCCGACCAAUAUGGCUUUGAAGCCAAGGGCAGGCCUGCUCGGUUCCAAUGGGUCACGGUGGGGAAAAACUCUGGUGGGCAACAAAACCCAGGAGAGGCACAACGGCGCAUCCGUCGCCGCCUUGCCAGGCUGUAUGAAGCUCUGCGCAUUGCAAAAAACGGGGCCUCUAUCGACCCUGCUUUAUUGCGCAAACUCGGGCCUGGCUGGGAAGCUCUUGACGCCCCUGACGUGCGGGAUGCCGUCGCUGCGGAACUCAAACAGCUUAAGCAGCAGCAGCACAAGCUUGAGCAAGCUGAGGCCCGUAAGAGGCUAAAAAACUGGAAAGAUCGCAUGUGUCAGGGCACUUUCGGUCACUUGGGUCGCUGGCUUAAGAACCAGAAGCAAGUUUGUUUCGGUGUCACGCUCUACGAUUCUAAGGGUGAAGCCCACGAUAGGAUCAAAGCUGCGGACAUGAUUCAUGACUUCUGGUCCUCUGUUUGGAAAGAGAGCGGUAGUGUCAACACUGAUGAAGCCGCUGCUAACCUUUGCAAGCAGUUUGGUGAAGACCAAAGCAAACUUGUUUGGGACGCGCUCCCCCUUGAUGCUUUAACCCAGGCUGUCAAGAAAGCUAAAGGGUCCGCUGGUGCUGACGGCUGGGAUGGGGACGAGCUCAGGUACGUCCCUAACCAGGCCAUCGGUUGCUACCACGAACUCGUUCUUCGUUGGACGUUGGCGGGACAAUUGCCCUUGCAGAUGCUUCAGGCACGGCAGGCUACCGUGCCUAAACCUGACAAGAUCGAAAAAGGCAAUAGACUGCCUGUCGGCGGCACUAGACCGCUCACUGUGAUGAGUGUUUGGUGGCGGGCCUUCGCCAGCGCAUGGGUGCACUCUCCUCAGAUGGCUGCUUGGACCUCAGCAAACCUGGACCCUAGAGUCUGCUAUGGUAAAGGUUCUGACAGCCCUGAAAGUGCUGUGGACAGACUUCAAUCGAAGUUUGCGGGUCAGGGUGGGGUCCUCUGCGCCCUUGACUUCUCUCAAGCCUUCGAUCGGUUAAAUCCGAAUCUCACGGCUUCCGCCUUGGCCAGUUUGAACUUUCCCCCCGGCCUCCCUCGCUUGCUUCAGCUGGCGUGGGGAGAGCAGCAAAGGUUCAUCCAGUGGGACGGUCACACGUGUCCUAGAGUUCUUAAGCCAUCCGGCACGCCGCAAGGCUGCCCGCUUGCCCCUUUGAUCCUUGCUGUCUACACUACUGCGGGCAUCAAAGCAACUGAAGCUGGGCAGGACUUCUCCGCAGAUACCUCCAUCUAUAUGGAUGACCGCACUAUGUAUGCGCGCACCUGGUUUGCUGUUAAGAGUCGCAUCAGCGCUUGGUCCUCCUGGAGUGCCAGCAUGGGACUCUUGGAAAACGGUAAGAAAACGCAGGUUUGUGCACGUGGCAAGCUUGCUAAACAGGAGGUUGCCAUUGAUUGCCCCCAGGACUGGAUUAGAACCGAAAUCAAGGCUCUUGGGUGCACUACUACUGCGCAGCCGCGCAAAGAAAGCUCCACUGAGGCUGACAGGGUUGAUGCUGCUAUCCAGACUGCUGCUUUGCUCCGCUCUGUGCCUCUUGCCUGGCAAAGAAAGACUCUUGCCUUCCGAUGCUUUGUCUUGAACAAGGCGUCUUAUGGUUGGGUCUCUCGCUUUCCCACUCUGACCAGUGCUGGUAAAGUCUUCAACAGCCUGACUGCUGCCUACAAGACCAACCGCUUGGCUUGCAAAGCCUUCCGCAAAACCCUCUAUGGGGCUGUGCUUGACCUCUCCCUUGUCGUUCUCUGCAGGACGUGGAAACGCAUGGCUAAGGAGGUAGACAAAGGCCAUCGACCUAGAUGGACAGCCGGGCCGCACACCGCAGUUUCGGCCUUGCGCAAGACCCUCAAUAGGUUUGGCUUCCUUGAAGUUGGCCCCUGGGAAUGGACUGUCCCACAGAGGUGGGUGCGUCUAAUCCCUCGGGCUGAAAGCACUGUGAAGCUUGAGGGUACUGGUGCCGUGGAUGCUCAGUUGCACGCGUUCCGGGCUCAGUAUCGCAGAAACGCCUAUGAGCACUUCCUGAAAGGAAAGCGUCAUGAGGCCAGAGAGCUCUGCGCUCAGUACACGCCUGAUGAUCUACGUAGAUUCUAUGCUGCAAUCUCCAUCGAGCAAAGCCGGGAAGCCUUAAGCUUUGGGCCUGGUCACAGGGCUGUCAUGCUGGCUUCUGUUGUUUCCCCUAGUUGGUAUGGAAAAGUCUGCGCGGACAAGGAGGGUGUUAGUCAAGCUUGCCCGUGGUGCGGCCACGAGUUUGGCUCUUGGAGACAUGUAGCUUGGGACUGUCCUUGCAAUCCCUUGCCUGUUGGUCUCUCCCCUCCUCAAAAUCCGUUGACCUUCCGUUUCGGUUGGCUUGGUAAAGAUGAUCACAAUGCUCCUCUUGCGUUGGCUCAUCUGGCUGCUACUGUUGAUGCCUUGUGGAAAACUAGAUACGGUGACAGGUAA
Molecule: messenger RNA, 11808 nt
Organism: Symbiodinium natans
Lineage: Eukaryota; Dinophyceae; Suessiales; Symbiodiniaceae
Source: the annotation of a GenBank genome assembly